This is a messenger RNA of Vanessa tameamea, 2011 nucleotides long. RefSeq names its product non-canonical poly(A) RNA polymerase protein Trf4-1-like. Gene Ontology annotation, molecular function: mRNA binding; poly(A) RNA polymerase activity. The record is from RefSeq and is a predicted model, not a curated record. Gene Ontology annotation, cellular component: TRAMP complex; nucleolus. The transcript is spliced from 7 exons. The coding region runs from base 158 to 2011 and encodes 617 amino acids. Gene Ontology annotation, biological process: RNA 3'-end processing. NCBI's taxonomy places the organism in Eukaryota, Metazoa, Arthropoda, Insecta, Lepidoptera, Nymphalidae.
CCCUCUAGUAAAUGAAGUGUCAACUAUCCGCGUGUCGUCCAUGUUCCGAAUGUGGUGUGACUUAUUUUUGUUUUGUAUUAAUUUUCAAUAUAGUAAUUAUAAAUGUGAAAUGAUACAAAAUGUGUUAUCCCAUAUAGUGGAACCUUGCUUUGGCUGAAUGGAUCCCUACGUUGGGUGGUAUCAGCCCGAGCAGGAAGGACCCGCGAAGCGCUUGUGGCUUCGUAUCUGGGAAACUCAAAGUGAAACAGACAAAAUGAACCUCAAAAACUUAGAGAACGCUAAUCCUAAUGUGAAUAAAGCACAAGACUUUAUACCAUUAAACGAAGUGAACGGUGAAAAUAGGAAUAAUAAUUAUUUUAAUCCUACGCGAAGGAAAGCGAACGAUAACCGCGCAUCUACGUUUAACCUGAAUCAAAACCACGAUGCUCUCAUAGGCGAAUACGGUGGCUGCCCGUGGCGGAUACCUAAUUAUAAUUACAAGCCUGGAGUUUUAGGGCUCCACGAGGAGAUCGAGCACUUCUACAUGUACAUGUCUCCCACGGAGACGGAACACCUGGUCCGCUCCACAGUCGUCAGCCGCAUCCGCAGCACUAUCCUGUCCCUGUGGCCUCAGGCCCGCGUCGAGGUGUUCGGCUCUUUCCGGACCGGCCUCUACUUGCCGACGAGUGACAUCGACCUCGUAGUCAUCGGUCAAUGGGAGAAGCUGCCCCUGUGGACUUUGGAACGCGAAUUGGUCGGGCAGAACAUUGCGGAGAAGGAGAGCAUCAAAGUUUUAGAAAAGGCCACGGUCCCGAUUGUGAAGAUGACCGACAAAUACUCCGACGUUAAGGUGGAUAUUUCGUUCAACAUGAGCAACGGGGUCAAGAGUGCAGAGCUCAUCAAGCAGUUUAAGGAAAAGUAUCCAGUUCUAUCUCGACUAGUCAUGGUCUUGAAGCAGUUCCUGCUGCAGCGUGACCUGAACGAGGUUUUCACUGGCGGAAUCUCCUCCUACUCCCUGAUCCUCAUGUGCAUCAGCUUCCUCCAGCUACAUCCAAGACCCGACAGGCUGAGACAGCCACAUAACCUGGGAGUGCUGCUCAUCGAGUUCUUCGAGUUGUAUGGGAGGAAGUUCAAUUACGUUAAGACGGCGAUAAGAGUUAAAAAUGGGGGGUCAUAUGUUUCAAAGGAUGAAAUACAGAAGGAAAUGAACGACGGACAUCGACCAUCGCUGCUCUGCAUAGAGGAUCCCCUGACGCCCGGCAACGACAUCGGCCGCUCCAGCUACGGCGCGAUACAAGUCAAGCAGGCGUUCGACUACGGGUACAUCAUCCUGCAGCAGGCCGUGGCGCCGCACAACGCGCUGCUGUCGCGCCACAGCGUGCUGGGCCGCGUGCUGCGCGUCACGGACCACGUGCUGCAGUACCGGCGCUGGGUGGCCGGCACCUUCGAGCCCUUCUUCUUCCCGCACCGGCCGCGCCCGCGCCGCGCGCCCAGCCGCUCCCCCGCGCGCUCGCCGCCCCCGCGCUCCCCGCCGCCGCCCUCGCCGCCCUCGCCGCCCUCGCCGCCCUCGCCCUCCGCGUCCGACAGCUCGGGCGAGUGGUCGGACGCGCCGCGCGGGCGCACGUCGCCGCCGCCGCUGUCGGCGCUGCAGUGCUCGUCGCCCACGCCGCGCCGCGUGUCGGCGCACCAGAACCUCAUCAUCCACCACAUCACCAGCAACUCGGACUUCAACAACAUCCCCUCGGGUGAGUGCGCGGCGCGGCGGGCGCGGCCCGACGGCGCCUGCGCGGCCGCGGCCGACGCUCCCCGGGGGCGCCCCGGGCCCGCGCCCUCCGCCCGGUCUGACCCCGUUUCCGCCGCAGGUGUGAUGCAGCAGCGCUACGGCCCCCCCGCGCCCCCCGCCGACGCCAAGGGCCGCGGCUCGCGCUCGUUCUCGGCCAAGCAGAAGCGCUACAACGGCUCCCCGCCCGCGCAGCGCUACCGCGGCGACAACCGCCACAAGAAGCGCCGCCAGGUGGCGCAGCCGCGAUGA